AUUCCUGUUAUGAAUUGAUGACAGAAAAAUCGAGAAGAAAUAAAGAUUGAUAAGAUGCCAGAAAGCUUCUAGCUCUAUAUCGAUAGACACGGUGAAGAAAUUAUUCAAGAUAGUAUUUCUAUCGAUCUUUCAGUCACUCUCGGUUUGAAAGCUUAACAACACACUAUAUUCAGUCAUAGUACGUGCAGUAUAACGGGAUAUUAAUAAUGCGUAACGUAUCAUGUGAAUCGAUAGUGUAUCUAACAAUUGUAAGAUAUUCUAAUAAAGUGGCGCACUCUGCCGUUGGAGAGAGAAAUCGAAGAGGAACAGUCGGGAAUGCCGAUGAUGCGCGCUCAGCGGUUUGCUGGAUCAGUGCUAGUGCUUGAUGCGAGGCGAGUGUACGGUAGCGCACGGGCGCUUCGCGUAUAUGAGUUGUGCACGGACUGUUUUCGUUCUGUCGUUUCGUUAAAGCGCGUUCGUACUACUUGCCGUGAUAGUGUACGUACAUAAAAACAUUAGCAUAUAAAGACAUACAAGUAACAAAAGUGGACGAAGAAAGAAAAAUUAAUCGACAGUCAAGAACGAACAGUUGAACGAGGAAUAGUCGACCAGUUGAAAAGAUCGCGAGUAAAGGAAAAGUAAAGGAACGUAGGGCAGGGUGCCUCGUCACCAGCCCACGAAUAAAGGGCAAGAGAAAUGGGCCGAUCCGUACUUACGUGAUAGGAGGUGCAUGAGCGCGCGCGCGCUCGCACUCGCUCGCGUGUGUAUGUGCGUGCGUGUGUCAUCGCUGUGCGAGUGUGUAACGCGAGAAAGGGAUGAAAAAGGGUGAAAAUAAUUUGGCUAAAUUUCAAAAGUGAAAAGAGUUGAUCACGGUGUCGUGGUCGCGAUUGUGAUCGCGUCCAUUUCUCGGCUACAAGUUAAUCGAAAAGCCGCGCGCAACCACCGUCACGCAAGAUGACAGCGAAGUAUGUUUUUAUGACGCUGAUCAACGCAGCUUUUCUUUGCCUUGCAUUAACCAUACUCUCGGAAUCGGCAGGAACCUCUUGCAAGUGGUUGUCCGAGGGUGGUAACGACACACGUUCCGCGGACUGCACUCUUCGAGUAUUAGAUCCUGGCGCGAUUACUGGUCUAGUCGCGUCACUCGACGGCGCUCUCAAAUUACGAAUACGGUGCAGCGACGUCCAUCACUUCGAAAGCAGCUUCAACGCACAAAGUUGGCAACGUUUGACUAGUUUGCACGAGCUGCACGUGCACGGUUGUAAAGUAUUGCGAAUACCCGAAGGUGCUUUCCAACCGCUUCUAGAACUCAAGAAACUGACUGUACAAACUUUUAACUCUGUAUGGGGUGCAAGCCGUUUUCUUGAACUCGCUCCGGAUUCUUUCCUCGGUCUACGGGAACUGCAUACGUUAGAAAUUGUGGAAAGUAAUGUGCAAGCGUUACCAGUGAACUCGCUUUGCUCCUUGGAUAAUCUACAAACGUUGAAUUUAACAGAGAAUCGUUUACGCGAUAUAAACGACAUUGGAUUGAAUCGACGUGACUCGGAUGACGGAUCCGACGGAAACGGUGAGUCAUCGUGCCGCGCGGACAUUCGAAUUUUAGAUCUGUCGCGAAAUGAGAUUACGCGUUUACAGGAGAACAGUCCGUUGCUCGAUCUUCGCCAACUUCAAGAGCUACACCUGCAACGGAACGCGAUCGUUGAAAUAGCCGGUGACGCGCUCACCGGGCUUACCGUGUUGCGUACCUUUAACGCCAGUUAUAAUUCUCUGGACUCGUUGCCCGAAGGAUUGUUCGCCAGCACAAGGGAUCUUCGCGAGAUACACCUGGCGUACAACGGGCUCCGCGACCUGCCCAAGGGUAUAUUCACCCGUCUGGAGCAGCUGCUGGUACUCAAUCUCGCUGGUAAUCGGCUCGGCAGCGAUCGAGUGGACGAGACCACGUUUCUCGGGCUAAUACGACUGAUCGUUCUCAACCUGUCUUACAACAUGCUAACGCACAUCGACGCUCGUAUGUUCAAAGAUCUUUUCUUCCUUCAAAUUCUCGAUCUUAGGAACAAUUCGAUCGAUCGGAUAGAGAGUAACGCCUUUUUGCCUCUCUACAAUCUACACACCCUCGAGCUGUCCGAUAAUAAGCUUCACACCGUGGGAGCGCAACUAUUCAACGGUCUGUUCGUUCUGAAUCGACUCACGUUGUCCGGCAACGCGAUCGCGAGCAUCGACCCGCUCGCGUUUCGCAACUGUUCCGACCUGAAGGAACUGGAUUUAAGCGGUAACGAGCUUACGUCCGUGCCCGACGCGCUACGCGAUCUCGCUCUUCUGAAAACUCUCGACCUAGGCGAGAACCGGAUCAGCAAUUUUUAUAAUGGCUCGUUCCGCAAUCUCGAUCAACUUACAGGAUUGCGGUUGAUCGGCAACGACAUUGGGAAUCUUUCGCGCGGUAUGCUGUGGGAUCUACCGAAUCUGCAGAUUUUAAAUUUGGCUAGGAACAAGGUUCAACACGUUGAGAGGUACGCGUUCGAACGGAACAUGAAAUUGGAGGCGAUCAGGCUCGACGGCAACUUCCUCUCGGAUAUUAACGGUGUUUUCACCAGCAUUGCCAGUUUAUUAUUAUUGAAUCUGUCGGAGAAUCACAUCGAGUGGUUCGACUACGCGUUCAUACCGGGAAAUUUGAAAUGGCUGGAUAUACACGGAAAUUUCAUCGAGAGUUUAGGAAAUUAUUACAAGAUUCGCGAUUCGAAGGUGAAGACAUUGGACGCUAGUCACAAUCGUAUCACGGAACUGUCCCCAUUGUCCGUGCCGAACAGCGUCGAGUUGCUGUUCAUAAACAACAAUUACAUCAAUCUGGUGCGAUCUAACACGUUCACGGAAAAGGUGAAUCUGACCAGGGUCGACAUGUACGCGAACAUGAUCGAAACGAUGGAACUGACGUCGUUGCUGCUGACCAAGGUAGCAGAGGACCGACCCCUUCCAGAAUUCUACAUCGGUGGUAAUCCCUUCAACUGCAACUGCUCGAUGGAUUGGCUGCCAGGAAUUAACAAUCAGACCUCGACCAGGGAAUAUCCACGGAUCAUGGACCUGGACAAUGUGAUGUGUCGCACAUCCGGACCACGUGGCGUAGCUAUCGUGUCCGCCUCGACGGCGAGAUCCGAGCAAUUUCUCUGCCGAUACGAGGCCCAUUGUUUCGCCCUGUGUCAUUGUUGCGAUUUCGACGCCUGCGACUGCGAGAUGACCUGUCCAGCGGGUUGCAAGUGCUACAACGAUCGCACGUGGAACACGAACGCAGUGGACUGUUCCGGAUUGGGCGUCGAGGAGAUACCACGUCGGAUCCCGAUGGACGCGACCGAGGUUUACUUGGAUGGCAACGUGUUACGCGAGUUGCAGAACCACGUCUUCAUCGGACGGAAGAAUAUGCGGGUGCUGUACGUGAACGGGAGCGGUAUAGAAUCGAUCCAGAAUCGUACGUUCAACGGGUUGAACAAUCUGCAGAUCCUACACCUCGAGGAAAAUCGGAUACGAGAGUUGAAGGGCUUCGAGUUCGAACGGCUGUCCCACCUGCGCGAACUCUACCUCCAGAACAAUCUGAUCGGAUUCAUCGGUAACCUGACCUUCCUCCCGUUACGUUCCCUCGAAAUAUUAAGGCUGAGCGGGAAUCGAUUGGUGACUUUUCCGGUCUGGCAGGUCACCCUGAACGCUCGCCUGGUCGAGCUGUCUCUCGGUAGUAAUCCGUGGUCCUGCCGUUGCAAGUUCUUGCAAGAAUUGUCCUCGUGGGUGUCGGACAACGCGCACAAAGUGGUGGACGCGAGCGACGUUUGGUGCUACUACGGGGGUGACGCGAGGCCGGCUUACAGGCGGCGAUUGAACGUCAACGAGACGGUCUGUUCCGAUUACUUCUCUCAGGGUGGCGUGAUAGAAAGCAUCAUGGUGUCCGAUUACUUGCCACUGGUGGCCGCCACGUUGUCGGGGGUGCUCGUCCUCCUCGUGAUCAUCGUGCUUGCGUUCAUAUUCCGCGAGUCGGUCGGCGCCUGGGCAUAUUCCAAGUACGGGUUACGAUUUUUGCGCGCAAAGCCCGGCAAAUCGAGCGGAACCGCGGCCAUGGCGUCCGCUGCUCCGAUGGCCGCCUGCUGCGACUCCGACCGCGAACGUCUCUACGAUUGUUACGUUUGUUACAGCCCCAACGACGAGGAUUUCGUGUUGCAUUCGUUGGCCGUGGAACUCGAACACGGCACGGCCGGCCUCAGGCUGUGUCUGCAUCAUCGCGACCUACCCUGCGUACUCCGUGCUUCCACCCCGGCACCGGUCGUCCUCGAGGCGGUGCACGCGUCGCGCCGCGUUCUAAUCGUCCUCACUCGUAACUUCCUGCUCACCGAAUGGUCCCGAUUCGAGUUCCGCGCCGCGCUUCACGAAGCCCUCCGCGGCCGGACCGCGCAAUUGAUCAUCGUCCAAGCGGAAAACGCGUAUCCGGAGGUGGAACUGGACCGCGAACUACGCCCGUACCUUCGAACCGCGGCAGCGAUCCUCACGUGGAACGAGAAGAGGUUCUGGGAACGUCUUCGAUACGCGAUACCAUCGGCGAGCACUAUGGGCGAUAUAUCGAUCGAGAGUAAAUCGUCCCCGCUCGUCUACAAGCGUAACAUCAAUACGUACACGUUGGACGGUGUCGGUAGCGAGAAGACGAGCAUGUCGACGUUACGCGGCCAAGAACGACAACGUUCCCUGUUCAAAGACUCGUCCCCGACCACCGCAUUAAUGUUGCAACACGCGCCGCCUGCCUAUUCCUGCGGCACGGUUUCCGCGCCGCAACAACAACUGCCACCUUCGUCCCCGCAACCCAGGCUGACCGUCAAUCACGCCUACCGAGAUGCGGUUACCGUGCCAGGUAACAAUCUCAUCGCCACGAACACGACGGUCAGCAGCGGCAGCAGCGAGGAUCACAGAAGACCGCUGUCCGAGCACAUAUACUCGUCCAUCGACUCGGAUUAUUCGACGCUGGAGAGAACUGCCUGGAGACAACAGCAACCCCCGCCUCCGCCCCCACCGCCAUCCUCCGGCCAGGCCUAUCUCGUCUAGCUUCGCGCCGAUUCUCUUCUGCUUGUGAUACUUACUUCUUUUUCUUUUCUUUUUUUUUUUUUUUUCAUUCCUUUCUUUCCUCUCUCGAUGAGAAAAAGCUUCUGUCUCGCCUGUUGCGUUUCACUGUUUCGAUGCCGCAAAGGGGACGGAUUUGAUAUAUUAUACAUUAUACUUGACGAACGAUACGUAAAACGUGUCCCAGAGUACCUUGGAUAAUUGAUAAAUGAAAGAUAUUAUUUUCUCACUUGGAUCUCGUAUAUCAAGUAUCCAAGGUUAAUGGGUGGUAUCGAUAUCGAACGAUUGUACCAUCCAAUGUACCUCGAGAGAUCGUCGUCGAGUUAUUUCGCCUUUUAUCUGGGCUGUGCUCAACACAGGGAGACGUUAUUAGCGUAGCUUAUUAGCGGAUAAAGGAAUAGGCGAUUAGCCGAGAGUAUUUAUUCCACUACUUCUACUACUACUUUAGAAAUAUUUGUCCGCGACGAUCCUUUUUCUUUUCUCGUUGAAUACGUGUUCGCUCUUGCUUUGUUUCAUCGGUAAAAGGCGUGAUUGUUCACUUUUCCACUUCUGCAUUUUCCCCCCUUUCUUUUUUCCAUCCCUUCCGUCUUUUUUCCCCUCGGUCUAUCCUCCCUAUUCUAUGCCUCUUCCCCCUCUCCUUCUCCUCUCACACUCUCUCUCUCUCUCUCUUUUCCGUUGUCUCCGGUCCCUCGAUAUCAGAGCCUCUUCUCUCUCUUCUAUUCGCGAACAGAUUGCGCGCGCGCAAACUGUAUGAUGCGAAAUUUCUGAAUGGCGUCUCGUGAGAAUCUAGUUCGACAGGGACUCUUCUCUUCUCUACUCCCUCUCCCACUUUACUUGACGACUUUUCACCGAGCGAUAAAGUAUAAACAUGCCAUCUCCUUUGCGCCGGGAUCACCGGGAAAAAUCGUAUUUUAAUGGCGAUUUAGAGAUCCACACACGUUGUACAUAUCUAUUAUUAUAUAUAUAUAUAUACGGAAGAAA
Molecule: messenger RNA, 6039 nt
Organism: Apis dorsata (giant honeybee)
Lineage: Eukaryota; Metazoa; Arthropoda; Insecta; Hymenoptera; Apidae
Gene: Toll-7
Product: toll-like receptor 7
Exons: 2
Coding region: 934-5043 (1369 amino acids)
Biological process (GO): signal transduction
Molecular function (GO): protein binding
Source: RefSeq, a predicted model, not a curated record